Molecule: messenger RNA, 1699 nt
Organism: Aphis gossypii (cotton aphid)
Lineage: Eukaryota; Metazoa; Arthropoda; Insecta; Hemiptera; Aphididae
Exons: 2
Coding region: 467-1699 (410 amino acids)
Cellular component (GO): nucleus
Molecular function (GO): DNA binding
Source: RefSeq, a predicted model, not a curated record
GUCACCAUCUAUGGCCAGUAUCCAUCUAUGGCCAGUUUAGUUUUAAACAUUAUUUAUUAGCAGUAUUUUGUAUUCCACAGUUAUAAUCUUGUGGUUGAAUAUUAAGUUGGAUACACUGAUUCAUUACACAUUCAAUCUUAUCAUUUUACGGGUUUUUUUUUUUUUUUUAAUCACAAAUUCAUAAUGUUGAUAUUAUUAUUUGUUGUUUCUUAGCAACAUUGUUAAGAAAAUGUAAAUUUUGUUUUAUUUUUUUUGUGAAGAAUAUUUUAUAAUUUGUUGGUGUUGACUACACAAUCAGUACAUUUAAAAUGGCUUCAAAACCAACUACAUCAAAAAAAAGAGUAACACACCAAAAAGAUGUAUAUAUUCUCCAUCCAAAGUUCAGCAAGCAUUGGAUGCAAUUCACAAAGGUAGAUUGUUGUAGACAUUGAUUACAUAAAUAAAGUAAAAAUAAUUUUGCUUAGGAAUGAAUACAUCAACAGCAAGCAGGAUAUUUAAUGUACCCCGCACUACACUCAGGAACAAGCUUGAAGGCAAGUCGCCAGUUGAAUCUGUAGGACACGGUGGAGUAACAUCCAUACUUGGAGAUGAAACUGAAGCUUUAUUAGUAGAAUGGGUGCUAACUUGUGCCAAAAUGGGGUUUCCUGUAGAUCGGGAGGGGCUGUUAAGUUCAGUUAAGAAACUAGUGGAUGAAUCAGAAAUGAAAACUCCAUUUAUAAAUAAUAGACCAGGUAAAAAAUGGUUUUAUGGAUUUAUGAACCGCCACAAGUGUUUGUCCCAAAAACAUGCUGAAUAUGUAAACAAAGCAAGGGGAUCAGUGACCGAGGAAAAAAUAAGAAAAUGGUUUGAUGAAGUUUCUGAGCUAUUGGGCGAAAAUUUGUAUGUGUUGAACUACCCAGAACGAGUAUUUAAUAUGGAUGAAACGUGUUUCUAUUUAGCUCCAAAAGGAGAACUUAUAUUAGGGCCUCGUGGAUGUAAUGUGUAUGAUGAACAGACAAACAACAAUAAAGAAAACAUAACAACACUUUUUGCAGCCAACGCUUUGGGUAAUUGGGCACCCCCUUUAACAAUUUAUAAGUAUGAACGCAUUCCAGCAAAGAUUGCACAGUCUGCUCCUCCAGGAUGGGGGUUAGGCAAGUCUGAAAAUGGUUGGAUGACUGCAGAAACUUUUUUUGAAUACAUGGCAAACAUAUUUCUUCCUCAUCUAAUACAGUCAAAUAUUUCUAGACCCGUUAUUAUAUUCUUAGAUGGUCACAGUUCGCAUCUUAGCUUACAUCUGAGUAAGUUUUGUAGGGAAAAUGGUCUGAUUUUAAUAGCUCUUUAUCCCAAUUCAACUCAUAUCCUACAACCACUAGAUGUAGCAGUAUUUGGACCACUCAAGUCAUCGUGGAAAAAAACUGUGAAGCAAUGGCGAAUCGACAAUGAUAGAGAAAUAAGCAAAUUUGAUAUGCCAACUGCAUUAUCUAACAUCAUGAAUACACCAAAUAUGUCGAAGAAUGUUCAAUCUGGUUUUAGAUCUACUGGUCUAUUACCAUUUAAUCCAAAUAAUGUAGAUUAUACCAAAGUUAUAAUACGUUCAGUCCCAACACAACAGAACACCUCAAAAAAUAAUGAAAUACAAUUGCAUUUGAAAUUCAUCGAAAAAAACACUGAUAGUAAUCUAUUAAAAGAAUUUAAGAGAGCCUAUAUAGGAGGAUGA